GGACCGACACAUGUGCGAUGUUGUCUGAACACCUCAUUCACGCAUGACAAUACAGAACAGUACCGGGAAGUUAGAUGACAUCAUUAGAAAUGUCCUGGGAUCGCUUAGCAGCAAGGGGUGGAUAUUCCGAGGUAUUCAAGAGCUGGAUUUAACAGGACCCAUCACCUCUCCCACGCGCGUAUCCCUCCACCUCAGCCUUGACGGAUCUGCUUUCCCCCUGUCAGCGCUAUGAAUUCAAAAGAGGGGGGCGUAGUCGGCAAAACUAACAGGAGCUGCUCCACGCCGGAGGACACCUGCUGUGAUUCCUCGGAGCUCGAGUGCACCGUGUGCUUCUGCCCCUACGACAACGUCUUCAAGGCCCCCAAAGUCCUGAGCUGUCACCACACCUUUUGUCUGGAGUGCUUGGCCCGCAUCAACGUUUCCUCCGAGGAUAACGAGGCCCUGCUUUGCCCGUUAUGCCGCGAGGAAACCCAGUUGAAGACGGGGAAGGGGCUGCCAGACCUACCCAACAACCUGGAGCUGAUCGGCAAGCUGGCCCCGGAGAUGCAGGGCGCCAUCUCGGUGAGGUUCAACCGAAGCAAAGGCCGCCUGUGGGUAAAGAAGAAGCUGGACCCUGCCUCCCUGAUCAAGUCCAACAAGGUGGACAGCGUCAGCCUCUGUAUGGAUUUCGGCCACCCCCCUUCCAGUGUCAGGACCAGGGCCUCCAGGCUGUUCUGCUCCACCCAGUACUUCUGCCCAGUGCUUGUUGUGGUCGUGGUGACCAUGCUUCUCGUCCUGUCUGGGAUUCUUAUGUUCUUGGUGGUUCCCAGUUUCCUGUACCGCCAAAAUCAAACUGUCAUCCACUUUAAUAAUAUGACCAACAGAACCACUCCGACAAACAGCACUCGGAUUUAAUAGAAGGGAUUGCAGGAGUGUUUAAGGAGGUGCUAGCUGAUGGAAUGGUUCACUUCUCUUGCCAUGCAUUUCCAUGCGUUGCCUUACCCAUGUGCAGUUUGACACACACACACUGACACAAACACAUUCAGAUAGCCAUGCCGACAGACAGACACACACAAAGGAAGUUGACACUACACACAGUAACCUAAAAACUGAAAGCUGACAGUUUGGUUAUUUGGCCUUACAUUAAUAUCUCUUAGUUUUCCAACAGUAACACUGAUGAAGACACUAAUCAACACUUGUGCCUGUUUCACCCUGUUCUUUCUAGUUUAAACUGUGCAGAGUUCAUGAAAUUUGUUCUUUAAUUAGAAACUUGUUUUCUUCAUUUAAUUGUAUGGGGAGGUGGGGGGACGUUAACAUUUUCACUUUCAACCAGUGAUUCAAAAUUCUCUUUUUAUAUUUAUUUUCUGUGAACAUUAGUGUAUGGAUAAUCUUAUUCCAUUAAAGGUGAACCUCCUAAAGGAACUUACUAAUUUUUUGACGCUUAUAAAGCUAUUGUGCAGUCGAACCGGCAAACUUUUAGGGAUUUAACUUAAAAACCUGAGUUACAGCAAAUAAAGUUUCAGAAUGGCCUUAGAAAUAACCUUAUCCACAUUAUGACCCUAAGGGUGCAAUAACCACACUUCCAAGUGCUGCCCAAAGCUUUGCUACCCACCCUCGUUAAAAUAGAUUCCUCAAUGGUUUAGUUAUUUAAGUGCCCACCUGGAAUCGUGUGAUUUGUCACCACCUGCUGGACGUGAAAUGUAAUCACAACAGUCAGUAAUACACGUCUCCAGAUGUACAGACAAAAUUAGAGCCAUCCGUUUGAACAUAAAGUUAAACCGCAUGUAAAUAACUGAAUAUCUAGUGCUAUUUAAUGACAAUUUGAUAUGCAAAAUAAAAAAUAAAUAAAAUUUUAAAAAAAAGAGACAUAGGAUGGACCAACAACUACAAAUCUGUCCAGAAUUUGAUACUGUUAACUUGUGCUAGAUACUAAUAUUAAUUGUUUCAUGACAAUUGGAUCAGCAGUUGUAUACACAAAAUAUCCAUGUGACGCACACCCCACUGCCUAGAUCCCCAGAAUCAGAUUCUCUAACUUUAUGCUUAAUGUAAAUACCUGGUUUUAUGACAAAUGGAGAAGUGCUUCUCCAGAUCUGGAGAAAUGUGAAGUGACAUUGUAAAUGUGUAACCCCUGACUACUGUCUUCAAAACGCAACUAAAUACAGGCACAAAAACCCACGAAUCACCUGGCUUCACAGACCCCGAUUCGCACUGAUCUUAAGGACUGCUUUACCCAAGAGAAGUGCUACUCUGAAUCUGUGAAGUGUUAAUAAACAGAACAGAGCAGAGGCAGGACGGGUGUUGGGGCAAGGUUUUUUUUUUUUUCUGUUUUUAUUGUACAACAUCGUACACCCACAGCAGGCGAACACACAGAGCUGCU
Messenger RNA from Polyodon spathula (Mississippi paddlefish), 2356 nucleotides. RefSeq names its product RING finger protein 225-like. Bases 229 to 894 code for a protein of 221 amino acids. Gene Ontology annotation, molecular function: ubiquitin protein ligase activity. The record is from RefSeq and is a predicted model, not a curated record. Lineage: Eukaryota; Metazoa; Chordata; Actinopteri; Acipenseriformes; Polyodontidae. The transcript has 2 exons. Gene Ontology annotation, biological process: protein ubiquitination.